UGGCAACAUACACUGAGAGGUAACCUGUUCGGCGUUGUAAUUUUUAGGCCAAAGAGAUAAACGCAUGCAAACACGCUGUAUGAAAGCUUAUAUAGAAGAAAUACCAUUCACAGUUGCGGCCGCGGAUAUUGGUGGUUUUUCGUUGAGUUUAUCUCUCUCGAGCGUUGAAGAAAGCAGCUGGCUCUCUCCUCAUAUCUCCUUAUAAAUAUUUAACGCAGAACAAAACACUUCAGUCUUUGUACAUGCUGGACGAAAAACACACAGUAUUUGAAGAAGCGGAAUCACGCUUUACGAACUCUCGUCUUCGAAACUUGUGGUGGCAUGUUUAAAUGAAACUGUUAACUGAUGUAUGAGUUGAGUUCGUAGGCCAUGGGGGUCUUCUUCUUGAAUUGGCUCCAUGCGUUGCAAGGCCCAACAAGAAACCUCUUACUACGUACAACAUUGUUUGUUGUGUAUUUGCUAGCGGGGUCUGCAGUGUUCCAAGCUUUGGAAUCAAAGCAAGUAGUUAAAGAAAGACAAAGGUUUGAAGAUGUCAAGUAUUACAUGAAAACUUCGUACGGAAUAAACGAAUCUGAGUUAAAUCGAUUCAUUUUCGAGGUCAAAGAAGCUUUGGAGGAAGGCUUUUAUGAUGUUGACUACGAACGGUGGGGGUUCAUGGGCUCACUCUUUUUUACUGCAACGGUAAUCACAACAAUCGGAUACGGUCAUAUGACGCCCAAAACUGUUGGUGGACAACUAUUCUGUAUAUUCUACGCAUUUUUUGGAAUACCAUUGACAGGGCUGAUGCUCAAGUCAAUAGGCGAGCGACUUAUGGACGGUAUAGACUCGAUUUUUCGUGCCUUUGACAAGCGUUUUCUACACAGAGAUGUCCACUCAACGAACGUUCGUACAAGCAUUCUGCUCUUUACCAUUAUGAUUAUUAUGAUUAUUGUUCUUGCUGCUCUAGCAGUCUGCUACGAAGGCUGGUCCUUUUUCGAGGGUAUCUAUUUUGCAUUCAUUACGCUAUCGACCAUUGGUUUCGGCGAUCUCGUACCAUCGCAUCCCUCUGAAAAGUUCGGCCACGACGAGUCACAGCAUUAUCAUGUUGCCCUGUUUGUCUUGGUCACAUUCAUAUACAUAACUGUUGGUCUAUCUGUCGUAUCGAGUGUUCUAUUGUCGGUUACCCGAAUCUUUGAGAACAAGACGGCCUGGGAUUUCGUUUCUCUUGAAAAUGAUAGCGAUGAUGAUGAACUUAUGGUCAAGAAGGAUUUCGACACAAAUCUAAACAGGUAUGGUGGAACGAGUAAUUAAAAACGUUACGUGAAUAACAAAAGGGACUAGAUUUACAGAGGGACAUGUUUAGGUAGUAAUAAAAUGUAAUAUUUAAUAGUUGAAAUCAAAUUUAUGAAUUUUUAGUUUGUAAUGUGUAUAGGAUUUGCUUUAUAUUGAUUCUACAAGUUUAGGAAGCAAGUGAAUGGCAGUAUCAAUUAAAAAUUAGGUAGUUCUCGCUAGAUAGAUUCGCAUGUUCUGUUCUAAUUCUCAGAAGACCUGAGACACAAAUGAUGUAAAACGGCUGAAUAGUUAUUUUUAAAACCGGAUCCGUGCCCUAUCAAUCCUCAUAGAGAACCACAACAUUGCCAACAAUUUUGUCGCUUUUAAGAAAAAAAUAGCAAAUGUCCGAGAGAGGAAAUCUGUUUUUUGAAAAUAGCAGAAGACAAAAAGCCAACAUGCUACACAUCUUUUCGUCGCUUGCACAAGAAAUAUCAUGUUUGCUUUCCCGAAGGAAUCUAAUUUCUGCUCGUAAGAAAACCAAAAUUGCAAUUUUCCAGUGAAAAAAAUUUAUUUGGAUACACAAGGCUCUAGUGAAGUGUACCAGUCAAUCGACCUGAAGUGCUUUAACAAGCCACUACUAAAGGGCCUGUUUACAUUGAAGCGACUUUCCCAGCUAACCGAGUUUCCCGGCUAACCGAGUUUCCCGGCUAACCGAGUUUCCCGGCUAACCGAGUUCCCGGCUAACCGAGUUUCCCGGCUAACCGAGUUUCCCGGCUAAUCGACUUUCCCGGCUAGCCAAGUUUCCCCGAGUUUUCCGGCAUGUGUAGAAAAUCAAUAGUAUUUUAUUUCACCGUUUACAUGAACAGCCGGGAAAAUCGGCCAGGCGGGAUCCCGCAAAAAGAGGCGAGAUCUCGCUCAGCCGGGUUUCCCGGUCAACUCAUGUAAACGGAAAUUGCCGAGUUUCCCGCCUGAACGGGGUAAAAUUGGACCCGCCGGGUGCUCAGAGAAGGUGAAAAUUGUUAACACCAUCUGUGCGAGGCUGUAGGUGCCGAAAAAUAGCUCUCAGUGCACUUUUGAGAAUCAUCUAAACAGCUCUUGCGUAUAACCAUUGCGAUGAGUAUAAUCUCAAUUACUGAUGACAAAAAAUUCGUCAGACAUAAUUGUCAAAACAUGUUUACAGGAGAAGUACACUGAUUCAAUGUGUAAAUAGUUUUACCAAGUAGGCGAAUUUUUCAAUUGCAUCAUUACACAGUUCAUUGCAAUAUCAACGCAUUCCAACGCCUUAAAACGCAUAUUUCCAAAUAUAAUUUUUUUUAUCUCGAAACAAAGUUUAUGAGAUUUUCUUUCGCGCCAAACAAAGCAUCUGCGUAAUAUCGCUAUUUGUACUGAGCAAACUUUAAUUGAAAUUGGCUUCUUUUCCAAUCAUGUGCUGCAAUUUUCGGCAAAUUUUGUUAAUAAAUCUAUUGAGACAAUCAGAUUUGUAGAUCAAGAGAAAAUCAUUUCUGGAUUACAGUAGUUAGGUCGGCAAAGUAAUUCAAAGAAGUUUUUAUCAACGGUCAGGUUAAGGUCUAUCAAAAAUGUCCUUUUGCGCGAUUUAAAAUAAAAAACAAGUACCUGAAAUUUUGUCUGGUCUUCGCGGCCUUGCAAUAUUCGCCUUCUUCUCAAGAGAGCUUGAACACUAAAAGUUAAAAUAAUU
This is a messenger RNA of Rhopilema esculentum, 2947 nucleotides long. RefSeq names its product potassium channel subfamily K member 3. Gene Ontology annotation, molecular function: outward rectifier potassium channel activity; potassium ion leak channel activity. Gene Ontology annotation, cellular component: plasma membrane. Gene Ontology annotation, biological process: potassium ion transmembrane transport; stabilization of membrane potential. NCBI's taxonomy places the organism in Eukaryota, Metazoa, Cnidaria, Scyphozoa, Rhizostomeae, Rhizostomatidae. The record is from RefSeq and is a predicted model, not a curated record.